UAGUGUGCGUCCCUUUUAUAUGUUAGAGCAUAAACUUAUGGUAGAACAUAUUAAAGGAUGAAAUUGAGUGAUUAUCUUGUACUUCUUUUGUGUUUUCUGUUGUUUUAUGAAACAUCCGGAGGACGUGGGGAUGUUCCAGAAAAUGGACCAGAAAUAAACAAUGGGAGCAAAGAAUUCUUAAAGGCGCUUCAGAAAAUUAUUGGGGAGCGAGUGGAAGAGCUUAUUGAAAGGAGGAGCGAGGAACUGUUUCUGAAGCUAGAAAGAAAGAUCGAAAACGUAACCGAAACCAACAAUCAGAUUAAAGAUCUCUUACAACAACAAGCUCCGACAUUAUUUCAUUAUACGAGUUUCAACACAGUGUUAAAUGAUGUUCAGAGCAAAGUAACGAAAGAAUGUGACAAAUUAAUAAACGAUAGGAAAGUAAAAUUAAUAAAUGAAACUGAACACGAUAUUAUUCAAUUUAUAAGUAAAAUGCGGUCAUACGUGUCCAAAACUAAGACAGCUAUACAUACGGUUGUGGUGCAAAGAUAUAGGGAUAUAUUUAGUGAUGCUGAUGCAAUUUCUGUCAAUACAAGUGAGCGCAUCGGUUCUAGAAUAAACGAAAUCUUCCGAAAUAUUUCAAACCUCGAAUUAGAGGUGGAACAAACGAUAGCUUUCUUUGCAACGCUUUCCGAAAAUGCUCCACAGAAAGGUGAGAUAAUUAAAUUCGACAACGUAAUAACUAACUCUGGGAAUGGUUACUCCGUCACAGAAGGAAUUUUUACUGCUCCUAUUGAUGGUUUUUAUUCUAUCCAUUGCUCAUUUCUUGUAGUAAAUGGUUAUGUAAAUGUAGAACUCAUGAGGAACGAUAAUAAAAUAGGAAGAGGCUAUGCAGCGCAAGGAAAACAUGAGAACACUGGUUCCAUAUGUUUUACAACAGAUUUAAUGAAAGGCGACGAACUAUAUUGCCAUAAACUUCCCGAUUACAGUACAGGAUUAAUUCGCGGAGAUUUAUACACCACUUUUUCUGGAUAUAUGAUAAGGUGAAUUUCAUAAAAACUUAGGUAUGCAUACCCCAUAUGUUAGACUUUUUACUGAACAAGAUAUCCAUACCAUGUAUGUGACUGGAACAACGAUUUUACGCAACUACAGUAUUUCGAGGAUGAACAUAAUCACUUUAUACACAUUUCUAUUUAUAAAAUAAAGUUGUUUGCAUAAUA
Molecule: messenger RNA, 1199 nt
Organism: Mytilus californianus (California mussel)
Lineage: Eukaryota; Metazoa; Mollusca; Bivalvia; Mytilida; Mytilidae
Exons: 1
Coding region: 58-1026 (322 amino acids)
Molecular function (GO): protein binding
Source: RefSeq, a predicted model, not a curated record